Messenger RNA from Mytilus californianus (California mussel), 1637 nucleotides. RefSeq names its product solute carrier family 22 member 21-like. Bases 905 to 1396 code for a protein of 163 amino acids. Lineage: Eukaryota; Metazoa; Mollusca; Bivalvia; Mytilida; Mytilidae. Gene Ontology annotation, molecular function: transmembrane transporter activity. The record is from RefSeq and is a predicted model, not a curated record. Gene Ontology annotation, biological process: transmembrane transport. The transcript has 5 exons.
GUUCAAUAAUAUUAACUGAGGUAUGUAAAUAUUUAGCGAUAAAAUGAUAUGGUCCCAGUGAAAUCAACAUUUUUCCUGUAUUCUGUGAUUCUAACAAGAUUUUUCAUUAGUUUCUUUAAAACAAUGUAGGAUAUUAGACGAAUCAUUGAGAUGGCUUAUAGCAAAUAAGAAAAUUAAAAAAGCACGAUUGCAGGUGAAAAAGAUUGCAAGGAUCAAUAAGGUAAACGUUGAUGAUGUUUUGCCUCUUUUGGAGGACGAGAUAGAGAUAACUACCCCUUUGAAAGAACAAGAUUUACUAGUAAAUGUAGACACACAGGACAGAAACCUUAACAGAGAAAACUUGUUCACAAUUUUACAACAUAAGCUACUGCUGAAGACUACUGGGAUCAUGGCCUUCACCUGGUAUUUAUAGUUAUGAGUAUAAAGGUUUUCACUUGUCAGAAAAUGUGAAGCAGUGCGAAUUUAUGUACGUAUCUCGACAAAUACUUUUAUUUCAUAGAAGCUUCAGACCAAGAUAUAUGGAAUUGAAUACUUAAUACAAACACCGAAUAACUCAUACAUCAUCUAGCAGCAAAUAUAUAAAUAUUGGGUAAAUGUCGACAAUUUAAAUAGCAAUAUAGUUUAUAAUGGAAGGAUAUUAAAAAAAGAAAUUGUGUUGUCAAGAAAAUAUCUAUUAAUAUGUUUAUAAUAAAAAUGUAUACGUUUACCCUGUCAUUACAAAAUAUAGCGAGCGCUCAUUUAAUGAUGUUGCCUUAAAUGCCACGAGGAAUGAUGGAAAAAUGUUCAAUCUUUUUUCAGGUUUACGAAUUCUUUAGUCUAUUUUGGAUUAACCUUUACAUCAACACAACUAGCUGGUGACAGACAUUUAAACUUUUUCCUUAAUGUAGCCGUAGAAACUCCAGCUAUGAUUACUUUUAUGAUUUUAGUGAGAAGAUUCAGAAGAAAAAGUAUUUCAGUUACAUUUCAUAGUAUAGCUGGGAUUUCUCUAGUUAUAUCUGUUAUAUUACAUACUCUGAAAGAAAGAAAUCACCAUUACGAAACUGCCUCCAUUAUAUUAAGUUUUAUUGGGAAGUUUGGAAUCACUGGAUCCUUCAGUUUGAUAUUUUUGUUUACACCAGAAUUGUACCCAACAAAUUUAAGAAACAUCGGUAUUGGUUUAGGAUCAAUGUCAGGAAGAGUUGGUGGCAUGCUAGCACCAUAUGCUACAAUGUUGGCAACAUAUAUAGAAUGGGGACCCGGAAUAAUCUUUGGAGUAUGUUGUGGUGUUGCGACUUUAUUACAACUUUUACUACCAGAAACCAGUGGAAAGGAACUGCCACAGUCCGUACGGGAACUUAGAGAAUGGGACAAACAGAGGGGUCUUCAAUCUAAAUCUAAUGAAAUCAAGGAGACGUAAUUACAUUGGUUGGUAGAAAAUGCACACUUGUGCCAGAAUGAAGAUAUGUGACAAUAGUAUAUUACACUGUAGAGUCAAAAUAAUUACUUCUCGCUUAAAGUUUACCGACAUGCAGUCAUUGUUAUAGAAAUCAAUUUUGUUAUACUUAUUCUAUAUACUGGAUAAUCUGUUAUGUCUUAUCGUUUGUAGUCCAAAUAAUUAUAAAAUUGCCUUUCCAUAACAUUAUUGUCAUGAAAAUUGU